UAAUUAACACGUUUUUUGCUUCAGCUGCUAACGUCCCUUCAGCAGUUCCUUUGCGUCAGAAGGCAAAAAAGAAAAGUCAAGGGUUCUUUAUAAUGAGCCGACGGAGGAUAUCGUGCAAAGAGCUGGGGCAAGCCGAUUGCCAAGGAUGGCUCUACAAAAAGAAGGAAAAAGGAGCUUUCAUUGGCAACAAAUGGAAAAAGUUCUGGUGUGUGCUAAAGGAGUCAUCGCUGUAUUGGUACAGCAGUCAGCUGGCUGAAAAAGCAGAAGGAUUUAUAAGACUUCCAGACUUCAGUGUGGAUCGAGCAAUUGAAUGCAAAAAAAAGCAUGCUAUUAAGAUCAGCCACCCACAGAUCAAGACAUUUUAUUUUGCGGCAGAAAAUGUUCUGGAAAUGAACACGUGGCUAAGUAAGCUGGGAAUGGCUGUAGACCCUCAGGCACCAAACAGGAAGAAUGAGGAAGAAUGCUACAGUGAAAGUGAGCAUGAUGACCCAGAAAUAACAGACACGCCACCUCCACCCUACACAGUCCAGACCCCACCUCCUCCUUCGGAUCAGCAGAAGUCAUCAUUCACCUCAACUCUAUCAAGUGAAGCAUCUUGCUCUCUCUCCUCUCCUGAAAGCACUUUCAAUUCCCAAGAAUCAUCGUCUUCCUUGACAUCCAAAGUGGUUUAUUCCGAGAGGCAGUCCUGGCUUGACCUGGUGAACAGCUCUGCCACGGAAGAGGGUGAUCAGCCUUUAACGUUCUGCGUACAGAUCCAUUCUGACGAGGCGCCACAAGUGGUCUGUGCGGAUGCAGCAGAAAGCCAGGAAGUGCAGCUUUCCCAAGCCAAUGGUGGAUCCCAAACCUCUUACCUAAGUGCAGAUACACAUUGUCUAGCUGUGCCAGAUGCAGCAGGACAGCGAUCACCAGCCAGAGACCAGGAAAAGUGUGAUGAUGAUGAUGAGAUGGAGCGACUUUACAAGUCAUUGGAGCAAGCAAGCCUGUCUCCCAUCGGUGAUCGUCGACUGUCAACUAAGAAGGAGCUCAGGAAGUCAUUUAUCAAGCGCAGCAAAAACCCCUCCAUUAAUGAGAAACUCCACAAAAUUCGAAUGCUGAACAGUACAUUAAAGUGUAAGGAACAUGACCUGGCCACAAUUAACCAGUUGCUAGAGGACCCAAAGCUGACAGCGGUGAAGUACAGAGAGUGGAGGAGCACAAACAUCAUGCUGGUCCAAGAUAUUUAUCAGCAGCAGGAGGUCCAGGACACAUCCACAGAGAAUAGUGAAGAGCAAGAAAUGACUCCACAGCCAGUCACUGAAAGUGCUAUUUGAUCAAGGGCACACGACAAGAUUUUUCUGCACGGGUCUUCAUGUACAAGCGAUUUAAGCUGCUGUAUCUUGAGGUUUGUUUUUCGCAAGUGUGCUUAAAAGGAAAACAACCUAGUCUCCAAAGUUUUAAAUGUUCUUGCAGAGCUCAUUUAAUGUCAAAUGGGCAAGUUCCCCAAACUUGCCCAAGUUGCCCAAAAAUCACGCCUGAAUGUGGCCUGCAUAUGUAAGAAGACUAUUUAACAAAGCGGCAAAGAAACAUUUUUCAGUUUUUGGAGAAGAAAAUUAUAAGUGUCCAGCUCCUGAAGGAUGCAGAACUAUGUAAUAUCUAGUGUAUAAAUAUGAGAUCCUUGGGAUUGUUUUAACCAUACACCUUACCUUGAAAUGAAGCUAAACUGAUCCCAACAGGAUGUAGCCUACUCUACCUUUUUAUCCUCUAUGGUAACCUGACGUAUUAGUUUUCAUCUCUGUACCCAUUUACUUUCACCACUCAACCACUUUAAAUGGAGACAAAUGGAAGAGCAAUUGUGCAUGAGUUGAUAAUGUUGACAGCUGCCAGGCACCCAGUUUGGGCUCUGCCUGAUGUUUUAUGAGUUUGAAAUUUAUUUAUGGUCCAGACCAAGAAGGUACUGUCUUUCUACAAGAAGAAGAGGUCUCUAAGUUUUUGCUAACAUGUAAUUUACUCUUCAGUGAGACAAAAUUCAACUUUUCUUAUGGACUUGGCAGAAUUCCUUGGAAGAAUUAUGUUCUUCUUUCUUUUUUUGGCAACUGGGAGUAUAUAAGGUACAAGUUCAUCCCAGAGUCCAACUUAAGGAAGGUGAUCAUAUUCACAAGCCAGAAGCUAAAUGACUCAACUCCUAAUGUGGACCUAGAAGUGUAAAACAAAGCUGCAAAUAUUUUUGUAAAUAUAUGUAAUUUUAUUACUUAUAUGAAUGUGACUAUGUACUGUAUAGAUGUUUUAUUUAUAUAUUUAUAUAUCCUGAAUUUCCUAAUAUAAAUAGGCACAUGUGGACCAAGCCCACUCAGCUGGGAGUGCUUACAGAUUGACUUGAAAUGCCUCUUUAUUUUGUGUUCCAUUAUAGAUCACAGUAAUCGCUCUGCAGCUGAGACUACCCUGAGGCAUAUGCUGUGGCUCUUUCUUCUGCUUUUCUAGCUUUGAGUUUUAGAUGAAGAAAAUCUGUACAACUUAGGGCCUGAAAAAAGUUUUCUGAGAGUUUGAAGAGUUCCAUUUGAGGGGAAAAAAAUAAGAGGUUUUGCUGCAGGAUCAUGACUUUUUGGGUUCAUUGUCCUCAAUAAAAGGUUUUAGGCUUUUGCCUUCCUCUCUUCUGCAAUAUAAGGAAUUUUGCAGAGUGCUGAAUUUUGAAAAGCAAGAAUUAGUCCACCAUUCCCAAAUAAAUGUCACUACAGGAACUGUGACAAUCUGCACUUCUGUUGAUAUUUCAUGAGGAUAUUCUUUGUCAUUAGUUUUCAAUACAGUUUAUCUUUUAAAGCAAAAUACACUAUAGACAUGCAGCCAUAUUCACCUCUCUUUCUACAUUUUAUGUUUUAUCAUAGCUUGAUUGACAAAACAAAAGAUAAUGGUGUUAGUGGGAACAUAUGAAAUCUUUUCCACCUGUGUAGUGAUUUGUUUGAGUGUUGAUAUUGCACUUUUAAUACUCAACAGCUUUUCUUUUAAAAUAAAGGCAAGGAAAUAGAUGAAAAUGACUAAAUGGGGAAGCAGACACAAAAUCCUGGAUGGUUAAAAAGGUUUUCUUUUCAGGAAAUCAUCAUAUGAAUGGUGAUUCCAUCACUUCACUAAUUCUAAUUAGAAGUUAAGCAAGCUAAAUACCUGCUGCAAUUUGGUUUAGAGUAACUGCAUCUUAAAAUGGAGCCCAUUUUUAGGUCGCUUUUUUUGUUCUUCUUUUUGUUUUUUGGCUUUUUUUUUUAAUAAUUUUUCCACCAUUCCCAUUGAAAUGCUGUCAAUUAACUGCUGAGAACACCCUGAAAAUUAGGAGUGUAGGGAUUUAUCUGCCUGGUCCAUUUAAUUUUUAACUACCUGGUGCUAGGUAAUGGAUAAAUAUUGGAGGACGAGUUGCAUGUUCUAUCACACAUGUGAGUUUCUCACGAAACAAGGCAGGUAAACACUGUUUUCCUUCAAAAUCAUCUUCACUCAGAUGCUGAAAAGAAGCACAUGCUUAAGUGGCCUAUUGAGCUGGGCCAGACAAGUCAGUGCUUUGCAGUUCUGAGCAAAGUCUGGGUCAACUCCAUUUGCUGAAGUAAAUUUGCUGUAUGCAAAGUAAAGCCUAUGCGGCCUGUACAUGCUGUGUUGGCUCUUUUCACACUGCACUUGUGUAAACACAGACAAAACAGCUUUCCCAAAUCUAGAGACAAAGAGAUGCCCUUGGACUGCCCAAACUCCACUAUUGGUUUUGACAGAUUACAUAGCCUGAAAUUGCUUUUAAAUUACUCUCUUUUAGAUGGUCAGUAGAUACUUAUUGUUGAACUAUUGAGGUUUUGGAGACCUACUAAGCAUGGGCUCUAUCACUGCUUAGAAAAGAACAGAAAAUUCUUGAAUGGGGUUACUUUAAUCCCAGUUAUAACUUUAACAAAUUUCUUUGUUCAGGAAAGCAAAUGCAUGUAUGGGUUUUAUGUACUGUGCAGGAAGUCUAACUCCACUCCCUUCAGCUACUACUUAGACUCAAAAUAAUGGAAAGCGUGGAAAAUGCAAAGUGAAAAUUGCAGUGAAACAGGAUUAAUUUUCUGGCAUUGCUAAUUACUGUGACAGUUUUUGCCUGGGUUUAUCACAAGGGGCUGCCCAGCAGCGUGAAAGCCAUAAUCAGAGACAGAAUUACGCACGAGCUGACAGCUACAGCGGGGAGCUGCCUCAACAGGAGAAAUUUGGACAAGUCUGUGCCCUGCUCAGUGAUGCUUGGAGUAACUGGUAUUUCUUGGUCUGGAUUUGGAAGACCUGCACUAUUGACUCACAGCAUAGGGAGCUGGGCAUCCCUAGUGUGUGAAUGUCAAGAAGUUUUUAACCAUCUGUGUCAAGGGACAUGUUUUGUACACUUUUUUGGGAGAAAGUGUGUGUGUGUGGGUAUGUGCACAUGCACAAUUUUUCUUGUCAGUAAAGCCAGUUGGUGCAGGAAGUCCAGCAAUGGGGAUUUUGGAAUUCCUGGUAGUAAUACUUGAUUUCAACUGUUUCUGCAGCUAUUCUGGAAAUUGAAUCUCUCUGUUCUGGUGGUGUACAUCUCAUGAGAUACCAGAAUGAGAUGGGAUCACGUUUCCUUUCCUAUGAUGGAAGAGAUUCCAUGUGGGGAUUGUGAAUAUUUUUACAUCUAGCUCUGAUGAUUCAAUCAAUACUAGGGUUUCACCUUGUCAUGGUUUUAAGUGCAGCUGGAGAUGAAACACCAUGCAGUUGUUUGCUCAGACCCCUCUCUUUUCCUUCCCCAUCCCUGUGUAAUGGGGAACAGAAUUGAAGUAAAAAUUGUAGACUGAGACAAGAAUGGUUUUAUAAUUUAAAAUAAAGUAAAAUACAACAGUAAUGGUAAAUAAUAAUAAUAAUAAAAAAGUAAAGAAACCCAAGCAAGUGAUGUUCAAUGCAAUUGCUCACCACCCACUGACCUGCCAGACCCCUCUUCCCAAAGCCAGAUCAGGCCCCCCUCCCCAGUAGCUCCCCGUGGUUUAUUUACCUGGCAUGAUGUUCUGCAAUGUGGAAUAUCCCUUUGGUCAGUUUGGGUCCUCUGUCCCAGCUAUGCUCCCUGCCAGUUUAGUUUUUUGUGUAUUUCCCCACUGGCAGAGUACGGGACAAGGAAAAAUAUCCUUGACUUGGGAUAAAACAGGGCUUAGCAGAAAACAAAACACCAGCGUGUU
Melospiza georgiana is the source of this 5153-nucleotide messenger RNA. It is a transcript of the gene IPCEF1, whose product is annotated as interaction protein for cytohesin exchange factors 1. NCBI's taxonomy places the organism in Eukaryota, Metazoa, Chordata, Aves, Passeriformes, Passerellidae. The transcript is spliced from 10 exons. Bases 93 to 1310 code for a protein of 405 amino acids. The record is from RefSeq and is a predicted model, not a curated record.